Molecule: messenger RNA, 1380 nt
Organism: Paramuricea clavata
Lineage: Eukaryota; Metazoa; Cnidaria; Anthozoa; Malacalcyonacea; Plexauridae
Source: the annotation of a GenBank genome assembly
AAGACAAGGUUCAGUUACUUAGUGGCGCUUGCCCUCGACAUAUUACUAAAGCACGGCUGAAAGAAUGGCUUUCCUAUCGCGAAGGUACAAGUAAAGAUGGAAGUGCCAAAUCUGAUGCAACGAAAGCUGAGCUAGUAAUAAGAUAUUUUAUUGUAUUUUGUAUUGUCACGAUGAUAUUAAAACUGAAUGGAUUUAUCUUUAGCAAGUUUUUAAAGCAAAUUAUACCUACUUCAUCUUAUACAGGGUUGUCAGCUAUAUAAAAAAUGGUUGGGACGUCGAUUUCGCACCGAAGUGGCAGCAUCUAUUAAGAAGUAAACAAACCAAAUCUACUGAUACAGCAGGCACUGCAUGUAAGUUUCCCAACGCUGGACAAUGUCAAUGGAUUCCAUUACACAAUGUAAAGGACAAUGUACCCAGCUUCAAUAUGCAAAAUAUGGUUUCAGUAUUACUUCAUUGAAAGAAAGGCAAAAGACAACGAAGCUAACAAGGACUAGAAAAAUGCAUAAAGCAAUAAAGCGUUCGGCCUAUUUAGAUACGGACACAUCCAAAAUAUUGAGCUGGCAAGUGAUAAUGACAAAGUUCAUUUUAAAUGCAAUUGCCUCCCUGGAAUGAAGAAGGACUCUAUAUAUAAACUGAAACUUUCGAUGCUUAAAAGUGUUGUUCAUGAGGGAGAAAUAGUAUUUUAUAGCUGUGUUUGUCCAGCUGGGAAAGGUCCUCGUGGAUCAUCUAAACAUAAUGCAGCUUCGUGUUAUGCUCUUGCAUGAAGAAUUUACUAGACUAAAGUGUAUGCCAGAAUUUGAAACAUGCACUUCAAGACUUUAAACAUGGAACCAACCAAGAAAAAGAAAACUUGACCCAGAAAGAGUUUAUGAUAUUGAUUUCUCCAGGAAGAUUUAUAGGAAACAAAAGAAAAAGAAUCCCAAGCCUUUGACUAAUCCAAGACUACCAUGUGAUCGAAAUGAUGAUUGCCAAAUUGUAAACAAAGAAUUUCUUAACAAGAUCAAGGAAGUGAUACCAAAUUGUGGAUUUGUUUGUUUACUAUCAGAUGAAAAGCUUGACCAAAACAAAAGUACCGGUACUAUCAUUUCCCCCAUUAAGGAGCAUCCAGUAUCUUUGACUGAAAUCUUUAAUAGAGCAGAAAGAGUCAAGCGAAAUCUUAUUGUUGAUGAGCAAGAGAGAACGAAUAUUACAAAUGCAACGAAAAAGCAAAGUAAAUCUAAAGAAUGGUACCUACACAGGCAUGUUCGCAUUACUGCUUCUAAAUGUAAACGGGCCCUACUUAAACCUACUACAAGUCCAAGCAAAGCAAUAAGAGAAAUUUUGCACUACAAUGGUGAUUACCAAAGUACCAUGAUAAAACAAUUAAGGUCUGGAAGAUGA